CGGCACGAAUACGGAAUAUGAGUGAUACGCGCGAGCAAAUCCUGGACCAAAUCAAAGUGCAAGGCGAUCUCGUCCGUCAACUGAAGGCUGCGAAGGAGUCCAAGGAGAAGAGCUUCGACCGGAAACAGUAUCAGCCCAGUCAAAAGGACCGGCAUCAACAUAGGGACCGGGAGGAGGCGGAGCAGCAGCGCUGAGGAGCGGGAGGCGUCGUCUGAGUCACUGGACAGGAUGCCGGAAACGCUGCCCGCGACGGCAACGGUGACGGCGUCGGGCAUCGAUUGCACGGUGGCUGUCCUUAAGGUGCCCACGCCCACGCUCCAGUUGCCGCAGGCCUGCAACCUGCAGAGCCUGGGCCUGAUCAUGGAGCCGAACAACAUCAACAUCGAGCUGAAUCCUGCCGCCCUCAUCCCGCCAGCAAUAGGGCCUGUGGGUUUCAAGAUGAUGACUAUGGACAUAACCAAAACCGAACCCGGACUAGUCGGGCUUUCCUCUAACCAACAGCAGCAGCAGCAGCAGCAGCAAUCCCAGCAGCAGCAGCAGAACGCCGGAAUGAACAGCCAGAACAACGGACCCAAUCCCAAUAGCAAUGGGAACAACAAUAACAAUGGCCAUGGCGGCGUUGUUAACGUGGUCAACUCUGGCGGAGGCGGCAAUGGCAGUGGCGGCGGCAAUGGCAAUGGCAAUGUCCAAAGCAUAGCCGCUGCUGCCAACAACAAUAACAAUAAUAACAACAAUGGCAGCCAACUAUGCGCCGGCUGCGGCAAGCACAUCCAGGAUCGGUAUCUUCUCCGGGCCCUGGACAUGCUGUGGCACGAGGAUUGCCUCAAAUGCGGCUGUUGCGACUGCCGCCUGGGCGAAGUGGGCUCCACGCUGUACACCAAGGGGAACCUGAUGCUCUGCAAGAGGGAUUAUUUGAGAUUAUUUGGAAACACUGGCUACUGUGCCGCCUGCAGCAAGGUGAUCCCUGCCUUCGAGAUGGUAAUGCGUGCCCGCACCAAUGUCUACCACCUGGAGUGCUUCGCCUGCCAGCAAUGCAACCACAGAUUCUGCGUGGGCGACCGCUUCUACCUGUGCGAGAAUAAAAUACUCUGCGAGUAUGACUACGAGGAGCGGCUGGUUUUCGCCUCGAUGGCCAAUCAUCCGAUGCUCAAGCGCCAUGUCUCCUCGCUGGGCCAGGGCUCGCCCACGGGAGCGACUGGUGGUCAAAAUGCUGCCGGCGGACUUCUGGGCGGCGGUCCCGGCACCAAUGUCAAUGGUGUCGGUGUCGGCGUCAAUGUGGGCAUGGUCAAUGGCCCACGCACACCCGGCGAUCACAAUAACAACAACGGUCCGCAGACACCGACUGGCGGCGGCUCGCCGUUUGCCGCAGCAGCAGCCGCCGCUGCCGCCGCUGCUCACAUGAAGAAUCAACUGGGAGCGUCCAGCUAA
Molecule: messenger RNA, 1428 nt
Organism: Drosophila kikkawai
Lineage: Eukaryota; Metazoa; Arthropoda; Insecta; Diptera; Drosophilidae
Biological process (GO): positive regulation of transcription by RNA polymerase II
Cellular component (GO): nucleus
Molecular function (GO): DNA-binding transcription factor binding; transcription coactivator activity
Source: RefSeq, a predicted model, not a curated record